AUGCGCGCUUCCGCCAUCUCCGGAGCUCUGCUCGCCCUCGCCAGCUUGGUGUCGGCUCAGACUUAUACCGACUGCGAUCCCACCAAGAAGACCUGCCCCGCUGAUCUUGCCAUCGGUGGUGACUACACCAUCGACUUCACCAAGGGCAAGAACUCGUUCUUCAGCCUUGCUGCCGGUACCACUCUCACCUACGACAAGUCCAAGGGCGCUGUCUUCAGCAUCGCCAACGAGAAGCAGGCCCCUACCAUCAGCAGUCUCGGCUACAUCUUCUUCGGAAAGCUCGAGGUUGAGCUGGUCGCUGCCCCUGGUGCUGGUAUCGUUACCAGCAUUGUCCUCCAGUCCGACUGCCUCGACGAGAUCGACUGGGAGUGGCUCGGUGGCAAGCCCGAUGAGGUCCAGACCAACUACUUCGCCAAGGGCGACACCUCGACCUACGACCGUGGCGGUGUUCACGCCGUCUCCGCCUCUACCUCCACUUUCCACACUUACACCAUUGAGUGGACUGCCGAUGCCUUGACGUGGUCCAUCGAUGGCAAUGCCGUUCGCACUCUCACCUACGCCGAUGCCAAGGGUGGAAAGGAGUACCCCCAGACCCCCAUGCAAGUCAAGCUUGGUACCUGGGUUGCCGGCCGCUCCGAUGCCCCCAAGGGCACCGUCGACUGGUCUGGUGGCUAUGCCAACUUCGACAACGGCCCUUCCCUCAGCUACUACAAGCGCGUCGUCGUUCAGGACUACAUGGGUGGCAACAAGGCCGCCAAGUCAUACAUCUACAGCGACCGCUCCGGAACGUGGCAGUCUAUCACUGUCGAUACUGAGGGCGAGGGUCUCCAGGACAAGGGUGUUGAUAAUGGUGAUGAGGACAACAAGUCCUCUACCGCUAGCCGCCCUUCUUCCUCCACCGCCACCAAGAACAGCACCUCCACCGCCGAGCCCACCUCUUCUUCCACCGGAUCCAGCGAUGCGACCACGACCGAUGGUGCUGAUGCCGAUGCCGAUGCCGACGCCCAGGAGACUGGUGCUCCCGACUCCGGUGCCUCGGUCAUGAAGAGCCUUACCGUCGCCGGUGCCGUUCUCUCCGGCAUUGCCGUCUUCGCCAACCUUCUCUAA
Parascedosporium putredinis is the source of this 1107-nucleotide messenger RNA. NCBI's taxonomy places the organism in Eukaryota, Fungi, Ascomycota, Sordariomycetes, Microascales, Microascaceae. The record is from the annotation of a GenBank genome assembly.